AUGUUUAUUCAAAUUUUUGUACUUUUUCUGGAAUUCUUUUCGUUUACUGUAGUUUUUGGUGGAAAUUGUCAGAUUGAAGAUGUGAGUUGAUCGAUAAUGUUUUUGAGAUCCCCUCGAAAAUCGAAGUUUCAGUGUCUUUUCUCUGUCGACAAUUACACAUGCCCAGAAAGUUAUACAAAAGUGACCAGAACAAUGGGAGAAUAUUGCAUAAAAGUCAAAGCCGGAAGUUUAGACACUUUUGGAGCUGAAGCAGAUUGUCAAACCGAGAAUUCAGUUUUAGCAAGUAUCGAAAGCCCCGACGAAGCAAAUUUGAUUUUGGAAUUAUCUUUGACGGCAACUUCAACUGAGGGAUGGUGCUGGGUUGGUGCGCAAAGGUUGGCGGCGUGUUAUGGUGAAAAUUUCGCGGAUUAUGCGUGCCAACCACUGAAAACUGCAAGUUUCAGGUUCUCAAAACAUUCCUAGGCUUCUAGAAAAUCGCAUUUUUUCCAGAUGGACAGAUGGUUUCACAGUUGGAACCGAUGGUUUCAUUUUCACCGAUCCGCAGCCAAAUAACUUGGCAUAUAAUCAAAAUUGUUUAGCGCUGGUUUCAGCGAGUUCGUCAUAUCUUUCUGGACAGAAUUUGGCACCCGGAAGUCUUGGCGACGCACCGUGUAAUAUGACUGAUCAAGUUGUUUCGUAUGCUUGCGGACAACCAGCCACAAUCUCGAGUACUUGA
Molecule: messenger RNA, 715 nt
Organism: Caenorhabditis angaria
Lineage: Eukaryota; Metazoa; Nematoda; Chromadorea; Rhabditida; Rhabditidae
Source: the annotation of a GenBank genome assembly